CAAUCGGCAGCAAGGUUAGAGGUCACCACUAUAUCAGCUCUCGCUCGGAGGCAAAAUAUUAGUUGGGACAUUAGCUGUGAUACUUGCAAUAAUUUGAUCUUUCUUGCACUCAUGGCACCUAUUCUACUGAACUGCAUGGGGAAUGACCACAGUGACUCCAUCAAGCAACAAGUCCAGGUGAAGAACCCUUACUUGGACACCAUGGAGGAGGACAUCCUCUACCACUUCAGCCUGAGCACCAAGUCUCACAACCUGCCAGAGAUGUUUGGCGACAUAAAGUUUGUGUGUGUCGGUGGCAGCGCCAAUCGCAUGAAGGCCUUCGCCCAGUUCAUCCACGAGGAGCUGAAGCUGCCCGGCAACCUGGCGGAAAUCCGAGAUAUAUGCGAGGGAACUGACCGCUACUGCAUGUAUAAAGUGGGACCGGUGCUUUCUAUUAGUCAUGGUAUGGGCGUCCCGUCCAUCUCUAUUAUGCUGCACGAGCUCAUCAAGCUGCUGCACCAUGCCCACUGCAGGGAUGUCAUCCUGUUUCGCCUGGGGACAUCGGGUGGUGUUGGUCUGGCCCCGGGCACGGUGGUAGUGACCGACAAAGCAGUGGACUACUCUUUCAGGCCCCAGUUUGAGCAGGUGGUGCUGGGUAAAGUGAUCACCCGCAGCACCGUGCUGGAUGAAGGUGUGGCCAGCGAGCUUCUGCAGUGCUCCUCUGAGCUCCAGAACCUUCCCACCGUGAUUGGAAACACCAUGUGCACACACGACUUCUACGAAGGUCAAGGUCGACUUGACGGGGCUCUGUGCUCCUUCUCCCACGAGGAAAAGCUGGAGUAUCUGAGGAAAGCCUACGAAGCAGGAGUGCGGAACAUCGAAAUGGAGUCCACCGUCUUUGCCGCCAUGUGUCGCGUCUGCGGCCUCAAAGCGGCUGUCGUCUGCGUCACAUUGUUGAACCGCUUCGAGGGAGACCAGAUCACGUCCCCUCAUGACGUCCUGGUGGACUACCAGCAGAGGCCCCAGGCUCUCGUGGCCCACUUUAUUAAGAAACGCCUUGGCCAUGUUGUCUAAAACCACAGCACUGCCAUACCCCUCUGAAAUCAGUAGACACUAUAUUGCCAAAAGUAUUUGGCCACCUGCCUUGACUCACAUAUGAACUUGAAGUGCCAUCCCAUUCCUAACCCAUAGGGUUCAAUAUGAUGUCCGUCCACCUUUUGCAGCUAUUACAGCUUCAGCUCUUCUGGGAAGGCUGUCCACAAGGUUGCAGAGUCUUUCUUUAAUAGGAAUUUUCGACCAUUCUUCCAAAAGUGCAUUGGUGGGGUCACACACUGAUGUUAGUCCAGAAGGCCUGGCUCUCAGUCUCCGUUGUAAUUCAUCCCAAAGGUGUUCUAUCGGAGUUCAGGUCAGGACUCUGUGCAGGCCAGUCAAGUUCACCCACACCAGACUCUGUCAUCCUUAUCUUUAUGGACCUUGUCAUGAAAAACAACCCAACACCACAAUUCUGAUCAUUUGGAUGGGUGGCCAAAUACUUUUGGCAAUAUAGUGUAUAUAAAUUCAACUGAUGUGUAUAUACUCUAUUUAAAGGGGGACUGCACUUUUUUUGGGAAGUUUUUCUCUCGUUCACAAUCCUUAUAAGAGACAAGAAGACAAAAGUUUUUUUUUUUUUUGCAUUUUUAUUUGUUCUAAUUCAUCCUAAAGGUGUUCUAUCAGAGUUCAGGUCAGGACUCUGUGCAGGCCAGUCAAGUUCACCCACACCAGACUCUGUCAUCCAUGUCUUUAUGGACCUUGUCAUGAAAAACAACCCAACACCACAAUUCUGAUCAUUUGGAUGCGUGGCCAAAUACUUUUGGCAAUAUAGUGUAUAUAACAUGAACAAUCAUAUUACAGUAUCUGUAAAGUAUUAGCCCACAUUUCAUGUUUUGUUUGUACACAGCUAGCUCGACAGCGUAUGUACUGUAGUUGUACUAACAAGCAUGACAUGCUGCAUGUAUCAUGAUCAAUAUUAUAGUGACUUACUUGAUGGACAGUUGUGCGUUUGGUCGAGCAGGGCGGAGAAGUUUUUUCCAGUUGUUUUUCCAGUGAACACACCAUUUAUGUCGGCAUAGUUCGCGCUGACCUCACUCUCUCGGCUUCCGUCCGCUCCAACAUAUUUCAGCCUGUCUUCGUGCUCGCUUGAUAACCAGUAGUUCAUCCUCUGUAUAUUCAGCUUCAAAAAGAUAAGGUGGUGAAUCCCCAUUUGUCCAAAAAUAGUCGCCUCCGUUGUUUAACACAUAUAUACUUGCAAUGUGUAUAUAAAACAUUAGCCGCAUUUUGCAAGUAUUUUUUUUUUCAUGUUUAGAAUCUUAAAAAAGGACAUAUGUGCUCAUGUCUCUCAUAAUGAUUGUGAACGAUAGGAACAAAAAAAAUGCAGUUGCCCUUUAACAUGUUCAUAUGUGCAUAUGUAGACACUGUAGAUGACUUGAUUAAGUUAAAUAUUAUAUAAUAUUAAUUUAUGUUUGUAUUGUGUUAUUGACUGUGUGAUUGUUUUAGUACUUCCAAUGUUUUCACUGGUAGUUUGUUGAUAUAUUGUAUCUAUAAAAACAAUAGAAACAUUGGGGCGGUAUAGCUCGGUUGGUAGAGUGUCCGUGCCAUCAACCUGAGGGUUGCAGGUUCGAUCCCCGCUUCCGCCAUCCAAGUCACUGCCGUUGUGUCCUUGGGCAAGACACUUUACCCACCUGCUCCCAGUGCCACCCACACUGGUUUAAAUGUAACUUAGAUAUUGGGUUUUCACUAUGUAAAGCGCUUUGAGUCACUAGAGAAAAGCGCUAUAUAAAUAUAAUUCACUUCACUUCAUCUGAUUAUGUGAGUGUAACUUGGAGAUAAUAAACAUAUUUUAUAGCA
This is a messenger RNA of Nerophis lumbriciformis (worm pipefish), 2862 nucleotides long. RefSeq names its product uridine phosphorylase 2 (gene upp2). Gene Ontology annotation, molecular function: uridine phosphorylase activity. Gene Ontology annotation, cellular component: cytosol; cytoplasm. Lineage: Eukaryota; Metazoa; Chordata; Actinopteri; Syngnathiformes; Syngnathidae. Gene Ontology annotation, biological process: uridine catabolic process; nucleotide catabolic process. The record is from RefSeq and is a predicted model, not a curated record.